This is a messenger RNA of Mytilus trossulus (common blue mussel), 2001 nucleotides long. RefSeq names its product toll-like receptor 3. The record is from RefSeq and is a predicted model, not a curated record. The transcript is spliced from 2 exons. The coding region runs from base 234 to 1892 and encodes 552 amino acids. NCBI's taxonomy places the organism in Eukaryota, Metazoa, Mollusca, Bivalvia, Mytilida, Mytilidae. Gene Ontology annotation, molecular function: protein binding.
AAUCAUAACUGUAUCAUAAGUGCUCUCUGUUUAUAUCUUUCUAUAGAUAUAGUCAGUCACAGGACAAUGAUGCGUAUUUUCCAUGAUUUAAAAAUAGUUUCAAUUACUUCCUUGUCAUGGAUUUUCACCAUCUUGUUUGAUAUUGGUAGGAAAAAGAAUCAAUUAUGAGUAGUUCAUUCAAAGGACAGAUACAUUUUCAAUAGUUAUAAUAGAGAAGACGACCAUCAAAUAAAAUGAUUCGUAGUUGGCAGACGUGUAUUCUUCUUGUCAUUCUAAGCAUAAUAUGCGUAAAAUUAGAAGCAAGAGGAACGCAAUGGCAAUGUCCACCGUUGGAACCUGUGUGUGACUGUAACAGUAGAUUAAUCAACAAAACAAUACGAAUACCUUAUAGGGCCGAUUGUAGCAACCAAAACCUGAAACAUAUUCCUAAACUUAUACAAAACUAUACGAAACUAAAGUUUUCAGGAAACAUUUUGCCUCAAAUAAAUCGAACAACAUUUGUAAAUUUGCGGAAGUUGCCAAUCUCAGAGCUAUUCCUGAAUACCUGUAAAAUUGAACACGUUGAUGCUGAUACAUUCAAUGAUCUACAUUCCCUAGAGUUUAUUGACUUCAGCAAUAAUGAAAAAAUUAACAUAUCGGAGCUGGCAACAUGUUUCAGAACGACCAACCUGAUCGGCAUAGCUCUUUCGGAUAUACCAUUAGGACGUUACGUGGUUAAUUUUUUUAACACAUCUUCUGCCGAAAAAUUAAAGUUCGUUCGUCUUGCAGCUUGUAAUCUAACCUCUUUAACACGUGAGAUGUUUGAACAUUUACAAAAUUUGAUUGAAUUAGAUGUAAGUCGUAACAUACUUCAUUCCAUAGAUAUGACAGUUAUUCCUCCAGUUAAAGUAUUUUCAGCAAAAUAUACGGAACUAUCUGAAUUGAAGUUUCCAAGUAAUAUUACGUCUUCGCUGACCCGAAUUGAUUUGAGUUACAAUCGUUUUACCAAUCUUAGUCUGUUUUACCAAUACAGUCACAUAUUCAAACAUUUAGAAGAUUUAUUUGCAGACUCCAAUCCAAUAGAUUUUCUACCAAUAGAAACAUUUUCUAAAUUAUUGGUUCUUAACAGUCUCAGUUUGUGCAACAUAACAUCAUAUUUACAUGUCUUUUCGGGUAUAAACAAUUCGGCAUUACGGCAUUUAAACCUAAGUUAUAAUGAGAUCAGCCCAAAAUAUUCAAAGGCGUUCUUGAAAGAUGCCCCGAAUCUGAAGUAUUUGAAAAUGGACUCGGUUGAUAUAAGUAAAUGGACAGAUAGUGAUAUUACAGCAUUCCUCCACCCUCUGUGUUUCACACUAGACCAUCUGCUCUUACCAAGGACAUACUUUAAGUCAAUACCCUCGAAUGCACUCCGAUGCUUUAAACGAUUAAAAGUAUUAGACUUGUCCUCAAAUAACAUAUCAUCCUGGGACCACGAAACAUUUGUGAAUGUGACAAUAAAGCAACAACUUUUGCUGAAGAACAACAAACUGGAAAUAAUCAAAGAAAACUUCUUUCCUCGAAAUAUCAUCGACGGAUAUGGAAGUCAUAAGCGUCCGUUUUUAGAUUUCAAGGGCAAUCCAUUUUCUUGUACCUGCGAAAUACAUUGGUUCAGGACUUGGCUGAGGACUGGUUAUUUUAGAUUUAGGGGGAGUAGGGGAAACAACUAUUUGUGUCAUUCACCAGAACAUUUGAAAAACACCCCAUUUGUUAACUAUGAUCCUGAUUACGAGGAUUGUUUCAGUAUGAAUAUAGCAAUUGUUGUUGCGCUCUCUUUGUGUGGUGCUUGUAUGGUAUUAGUUACUUUAACAUCAUACAUCUUGAAUGUAUAUAGGAAACGGUGCCCGGAAAAACAGUAUUAUCGCAUUGCAAAUUAGAAUUGAACAAACACUGUGAAUAGUUUUAAGAAUUUCGUAGAUACUAUGUUGUUAAAUAUAUAUAUAGAUAAAGCAACAAUGAAUAUUUUUUCAUAAAUAUAAAAUAAAA